AUGGACAAAAUCAAUGCGCCGACUGUAGCUGUGAUCGGAGCAGGGUCCACAGGCUUGUCAAUGCUAAAGACUCUCCGCGAGGAUGGAUUCGAUGCUACGUUAUUCGAAAGAAGGAGUCGCGUCGGCGGCCUAUGGUCCUAUACCGACGAUAAAACCAUGACGACUGCUCUCCCUUCUACAAACGCCAUUAUCAGCAAAUACACCUGUGGAUUCACGGAUUUCCCGAUGCCAGACAAGUAUGAGCCAUUCUUGAGCCAGCGUGAUUUCGAAGAGUACAUGGAAUCAUAUGCCGAACACUUUGGGCUGUACAAGCACAUUGUCUUCAACAGCCUGGUUAAGCAAGUUGUCCGAAGCGGCGACGGAACGAAAUGGAAGGUUGAGAUGGUCACGUCAGGAAGCACGGAAUCCAAAGAGUUUGACAAGGUCGUUCUCUGCCAUGGGUAUCAGACGCAACCCAAGAUGCCGCUUUUCGAAGGCCAAGAGCUGUAUGAAGGGCAACUCAUCCAUUCUCAACAGUUUCGAAACCCGGAAGAUUACAAAGGCCAAAAGGUCGUCCUCGUUGGUCUUAGCGCUACUCUGAGCGACCUUCUCAAAGUGAUAGCCGAUCACGCCAGUGCAACUUUCGUAUCCCACCGGAACGGUGCAAUGAUUGUGGGUCGCUGGCGGAAUGGCCUUCCAACCGACCUCUUAGUCAACCGCUCCCGACGACAAAUGUCAUUCUUCCUUCAGAGAAACUUCCCGAACGCGGUCAACAAGCUCCUCAAGCGGGCCACGGGCUUGUUGAUGCGCCAGCAUGGGAAACUUGACCCGGCAUGGCGGCUCCUCGAAAAUGUUGCCCCGCUCAGCCUACAUCUUGCCGGAUGCAUGGACACGACCUUGGCGCUUCUGCGCGAAGGGAAGGUGUCGUCCCUGCACGGGAUCAAAAGAUUCCUCGGGGGAAAGAAGAUUGAGUUUACGGAUGGAACCGUCUUGGAUGGUGUCGACUCUGUGAUAUGCUGUACCGGUUACACUGCAGAUUUCAGUUUGGUUCCCUUUGUGGAGACGAGUAAGCCCAAGGCAGACGUAUCCGGCCAUCCGUAUGGGGGCGAAUCUAUCGCCAGGCUCUACAUGAACCUCUUCCCGCCAGCUUACGCGGACAGCAUUGCUAUUCUCGCGUACUCGACUUACGGCAAGAACAACGGCUUCUCAUUCUCGGACGUCACCUCAAUGGCCAUCAGCAAUAUUUGGCGCGGCGUUAGUGCGGACAUGAUCCCCUCCAGACCCAAAAUGGAGCGCGCCAUUGACUGCCAUCAAGAAUGGAUUGCCGGCCGGUGGUACCAGGAGAACAGAUCCGAGCCUGGUGCCGUCAAGCAGUGGGAGUUCCAGGAGUUUUUGCACAAAGCCGCUGGCACCGGCAUGGAAAACCUGGGCUGGGGAUGGCGUGGCUGGGUGACUUGGUUCAAGGACCCUUACAUGGUGUACCUGAUCAACCACGGGGUCGAGACAGCGCAUGCGUUUAGAUACUUUGAAACGGGGAAGAGGGAGACUUGGGACGGGGCGAAAGACGCAAUCAUCCACAUGAACAAACUGGUCAAGCAGCUCAAGUCUACUGAUAAGUGA
Messenger RNA from Colletotrichum orchidophilum, 1599 nucleotides. Its product is annotated as dimethylaniline monooxygenase 2. Gene Ontology annotation, molecular function: N,N-dimethylaniline monooxygenase activity; NADP binding; flavin adenine dinucleotide binding. The transcript is spliced from 5 exons. The record is from RefSeq and is a predicted model, not a curated record. Lineage: Eukaryota; Fungi; Ascomycota; Sordariomycetes; Glomerellales; Glomerellaceae. Bases 1 to 1599 code for a protein of 532 amino acids.